This is a messenger RNA of Coturnix japonica (Japanese quail), 2627 nucleotides long. The record is from RefSeq and is a predicted model, not a curated record. Lineage: Eukaryota; Metazoa; Chordata; Aves; Galliformes; Phasianidae.
AUGGCGAGCGGCCUCGGGCCUGCGGGACGCAGCAACUUGGGAGGGCUGGGGGGGGGUGUCGGGCUUGGGGCUGCCCCGGUGCUCCAUACACACGCACACAGCACCCCUUUCUCCUCCCUCCUCCCCUCCACGCCGGGCUGCUCUCCAGGGGAGGAGCGAGGAAGCGUAACGUUUUCAAAGCUGAACAGCCCCCCUCCUCCGCCAAAAAGAAAAAAAAAAAAGAAAAAAAAGAAAAAAAGGCAACAACCCCCCCACCACCACCACCAGCACAAGCCCAAACGCAGCACACACACAGCAUUAGACCUUCCCUCGACUCCGCGCUGUGCCCGGAGUAACUACCAAGUGGCCGGAACUCCGCCGGGAAGGCGGGCAGCCUCGACCCCCCCCCCUCUCCCGCCCCGGCAACUCCGCAGCGCCCGGAGCCGCUCCAUCCCCGCCGAGCCCCCGCUCCGCCCCGGCCGGGAGCUGCGGUGCUGCGCGCCCCGUGCAAAGAGGAGGAGGAGGAGGAGAAGACGGCAGCCCCGGGCCCGGCGAGAGGCCUCCCGCCCGUCCUGCCCGCCGGCCAGCCGCCCUAACUCCGGUAACUACGGGAAGUUCAAGUUGGCGGAAGCACGGGGGGACCCUGCCCGGCGGCCCCGCUCCCCGCAGCCCCGAGCCGUGACCGCACCUGCGGGGACUGCGCAGCCACCGACCCGCGCCGGCCGCAUCCCGCUCUUCCUCUUCCUCCUCCUCCUCAGCGGGAUCCCGCCGAACCCCGCUCCUGCCAUUGCAGCGCGCUCGUUUGCUCCCCAACAGCGCCGGGCUGCCCGUGCCCGCCGCCCCCUCCCAACCCCAUCGAUCGGCGCAGCCGGGGCUCCCCCCGGCUCUGCCCCUGGCCGGCACCGCGCAGCCCCGCCGCCGGCUCCGGAAAGCUCCCGCAGCCUCUCCCUUUAAGCGGACCCGGCUGGCGACUUUGCUGCUGAGCUGAAACUGCUAAUUUCUGUGACCAGCUUUUUUCUUAGCUGUGAUCUGGAUGAAUGAGUAGCUGUCUCACAGAGAUGACAAAAAUAAACUCUAAUCCCCCCAAAAAUUUCCACUACAUCUUUCUCAUGCAUAGAUUUAUGAUCUUCAAGCGCCCUGUGCAAUAUGCAAACUUUUUGUGUGUGUGUGUGUGUGUGCUGCUGGGGGGGCAGGCUGUUGUAUUCAGGUUGCAUAGGGUUUAUGUCUCUGCUCUCCCCUCCACCCCGGAUGUGAUGGAAAUAAUGCCUGAUUUCAGCACCCGAUACAUUGCCCCCUCCACCCCCCAGUAUUUAUAUUAUUGCGUUGAUGAGGUGUGUUCUCCUUUCUAGCAACCGGGGUGAGGCUGAAGGGGCGGAGGGGAGAGAGAGAAAGUGAGGCUCCUACAUGGUGUUAGUGGCAAAACGUUCCCUUUCCAUUUGUUCCCCUGCACUGUUCAAGAUUUAUGAUCUUGUUUGAAGGCAUAUUUUCUCUAUUGUUUUGUCUGGUUAGACAACCGUCUCUGAACUUCACUGUCAGCUCUUCAACAGAUAAGGGUUCAGAAGUCACUUUUUUGUUGUUUUUUAUUGGAAGAUUAGCAUAUUGUCAGAUUUGUCUUUCAGUUUCGAGACUUUGCAAUGCAGAACCCUGAAUCAAAUGGCAGGAAAGCAGCUGCUAUAUCGCGAAUGUAACCUUUCAACUUUCUGCCAGAUCUGAUACCCCGAAACAUGCGCAGCCCAUGCUGCUGGGGCUUUGUUUUGGCUUUGGUUUUUGCUCCUUUGUUGCUGGAACAAGCAGAGGGAGUUCUCAUGGUAGGCACCUGGAGGCUUUUUCUUUCCACAAAGGGACAUUUUGGUAGAGGGCACGUUCUCUACACUUUAUCUCAUGAUGUAUUGCACCCUCACAUAGAUAGGUGUGUUCCUCUGUUGUCAAACCUGCAACUGUCAAAUAAAUAAAUAAAAAGAGAAACAAAAAAGAGGAAAAAAAUGAAAGGUGGGAUGUAUGCCCUUGAAAGAAUUGCACAUGAAGGGAGGCUGGAAUGAGCACUUAGGGGAAGUUUCACUUGAUGUGAAAUCCAUAAGACCUAUCCUGUUUCCCAGAUAAUACUAAUGCUUUUGUCACUGAGAUACACUCCAGGAGUGGGACUUGAAAUGCCAGCUCUCAUGGUCCUCCUCUUUGGCUUGGCUGAGGAUGCCAGUGCAUUGGCAGAGCUGGAGUCAGAUUGCGCAGGGAUGCAAAGGAAUGGAACUGAAAGGCAUCAUGACAGGUUUCAUUUUUAUUUACCUUCUGGUGACCUUAAAAAAGAAGUUCUGCCACACUUCCCCAUUUUGCCUCACCAGAGAGCUCCCGGCCUCCUCCUUUGUGUGUCAGUCCUUUCUGUAAGACAUUUCCAAGAGAAAUUAGAUAGCUUCUGUUUUAGGGCAUAGUAUUCUUCCUAAAAGAAUGACGCCAUCUUAAUGCUUCUGCUAAAAACAUUUUUGUUGUUUUGUUCCUGCUCUUCCUCCCCUUAAUUCCAACUAUACAUUGUUGAGCGCCCAGAUUUGGCCCCACGCAGAUGAGUGAAUUACAAAAUGCUCUAUUCCAACCAUAGCUGGUGUUUUUAGUGAUCACAGAAUCACAGAAUCAUUGAGGUUGGAAAAGAGCUCUAAAAU